Cheilinus undulatus (humphead wrasse) is the source of this 1272-nucleotide messenger RNA. RefSeq names its product mitochondrial ribosomal protein L10 (gene mrpl10). Gene Ontology annotation, molecular function: structural constituent of ribosome. The transcript is spliced from 5 exons. Gene Ontology annotation, cellular component: mitochondrial large ribosomal subunit. Bases 28 to 786 code for a protein of 252 amino acids. Lineage: Eukaryota; Metazoa; Chordata; Actinopteri; Labriformes; Labridae. The record is from RefSeq and is a predicted model, not a curated record. Gene Ontology annotation, biological process: translation.
UUCCUGUCUACCUGUUUCCUGUUAAAGAUGGCGGCGACCUUGUGUAUGAAGUUACUACCGAAACAGGGAUGGCUUCCAUUGACUCAAAGUGUUCGCCAUGGCUCCAAAGCUGUGACUCGACACAGGAAACCGAUGCAUUUUAUAAAACAAAAGCUAAUGGCUGUUACAGAGUACAUUCCUCCUCCAAGGCCUGUUCCUCCAGGUGCUUAUCCAUCCCAGAAAAAGAGAGUCGAGGAGAAGUCUCCCUUAUUUUUGAUCAAGAAGAGAGAUGUGCAAAAAGUAUUCCAGGACUGUAAGAUGAUCGCUGUGGCCCAAAACAGCGCCUGCAAUGCUGAAGACAUGAUGCUUCUGAGACACAGGCUUUAUAAACAUGGCAUCACUGUCAGAUUCUUCCCCAAUGAGGUGGUGCGGUCGUUUCUGAAUAACGGCAUUUACAGCAACAUGGCUCCUCUGUUCAUCGGUCCAACGGUUCUGAUUGUUAGUGCUGAACCGAAAGUGAAAGAGAUGCUGAAGAUUCUGAGAGCCAGCCCACAGAUAACGCUCCUUGGAGCCUGUAUAGAAAACACGCUGCUGAGCGCUAACGGGGUUCAGAGUUACUCUAAACUCCCGUCGAUGAUUACGGCACAGGGUGAGCUGGUUAGCGGGCUCACAAUGAUGACAUCACACACGGCUGCCAUGCUGCAGCGUCACCCGACCCACCUCUCGGCCCUGCUACAGCAGUACAUCAAACAGGAGAGCACAGAUGCUGGCACAGAGGAAGCUCCUAAAGCAGAAGAGGCAACGUAGAACUUCAAGGGAAAAUACUGAGACUGUUUUGAUUCCAGCAACGUGGACUACAGAGAGACAGUGACUGGAUGCAAACUGCAGAUUUAUUUAAGAACAGAGUAGAGGAUUCAGUAAAGAAAUAUGGCUGAAGCUGGUCAAACAGCACUAAAGUCCUUGAAAUCCUUUAGUUUUUAUCCAGCAAUUGGAGUGUGGUGGUUACUGUGGGUCAAGUCUGCAUAACUGACAUUUUAAAGUUUACCUAAACAGCUGAAUGGAAGUCCAGGAUCAAUGUUGCUGCAGAAGGUUACUUGUCACUAAAACCAAUUUCUUAUUUAAGUAUACAGUCACAUAUGAAUAAACCAUGUCAACUCAACUGUUUCUCAGUCUUUACAUGAAAGAAUUCAAGAAAUUGUUGAAAAACAUGUACAAGUUGAAAUUAAAACUGUUAUCUUAAGGCUCAUGAGGAGUUUCGGUUGGAUAUAAAAAAUACACUAAAGUUAAGAUUGA